UGCAUGCAUUGAGAGUAACUGUGUGUGUGUGUAUUGUGUUCUGUGCAGCUGAGCGUGUGUAGCUAGUGCCGUGAUGACUGACGUGAUGAUCAGCGCCACACCAAUGGACAACAUGAGGCUCAGUCCCAGCAAAGAACGCCUGACCUUCCAGAUCUUCCCGGAUCCCUCAGACUUCGAGCGCUGCUGUAAGCUGAAGGACCGUCUGCCGUCUAUCGUGGUGGAGCCGACGGAGGGCGAGGUGGAGAGCGGAGAGCUGCGCUGGCCUCCCGAGGAGUUCCUGGUGAGCGAGGAGGACGAGGAUGAGGAAGAGUGUGACGGAAACCUGCAGAACGGACAGAUGCAGAAAUCUCAGCACUAGAGAAGAUCGACUGACUGACAUGAUCACACACGCACAU
Molecule: messenger RNA, 395 nt
Organism: Carassius carassius (crucian carp)
Lineage: Eukaryota; Metazoa; Chordata; Actinopteri; Cypriniformes; Cyprinidae
Product: protein LBH-like
Exons: 2
Coding region: 74-358 (94 amino acids)
Biological process (GO): positive regulation of DNA-templated transcription
Cellular component (GO): nucleus
Source: RefSeq, a predicted model, not a curated record